UGCCACCCCUUCUUCGACACCGCCUCUCCUCUCUUUCUCCCUUCACGUCGAAUAACCCAAAUCUCUCGACGACACCGAAAGACACCGCCACCAUGCCGUCCGUCAAGAACCCCAACGGUCCCUCCAAGAACCGCCUGGCCAACAGGGCCCUCGGCGCCAAGAUUGCCCGCCGCAAGAAGUCCGAGGCGAACCGGCACCAGAUUGCCAGGACGGACACCAUGCGCGGCGCGAGGCCCGGCCUGAUGCCCACCAGCGGUCCCAACGCGCCCAUGAGCAAGAAGAAGGCCAAGAAGAUGGAGAAGAAGAUUGCCAAUGCGCUGAGGAGGCAGAUGGAGGCGGAUGGGGAAGUUGUCAUGCAGGGUGAGUGCUUUUGGUGACUUGUGGAAAAAGACGUCAAAGGGGGGAAGAGAUUGUUGUAGUAAAGGACGACUAAAGCUGAC
Messenger RNA from Colletotrichum phormii, 440 nucleotides. RefSeq lists its product as uncharacterized. The coding region runs from base 93 to 377 and encodes 94 amino acids. The record is from RefSeq and is a predicted model, not a curated record. The transcript has a single exon. NCBI's taxonomy places the organism in Eukaryota, Fungi, Ascomycota, Sordariomycetes, Glomerellales, Glomerellaceae.